GAGCAGCUAAUCCCGCCCCUCCGAGAGAUGCCCGCAUAUGUAUCGAGCACCCCCAGAUGAAGUCCGCAUAGCGCCCACUUCUCCUUACAGCUCGUUUCCUCCACAAAGUCCGAAUAACUCCAGUUUUCCACAGGGAUUCACAAGACGCGACCCGCAACAUGUGCCCCGCGGGUUAAAUGACGUCACACCGGAAACAGGCUGAAAGGACGUUUCAACACAAACUGGAAGCACGAGUGCCAACGUGCGUGAGACCGCGCGGCAGGGGGUCGGACUCUCACGCGCGGUGGUGACGUCGCUGUGCUGGUGAAGCCGUUCGGUGCUCAGCCAGCUAGUCACCGGAGCCCAAAGGUCCUGUUUCCGGUGUUAGCCACCGACAGUCGCCGGUAUAGAGUGGCCGCUUUAGGAUGCAGAGGUAGUCGGUGUUCGCGCGCAAUACGCCGCGGUUACCCGCAAAGGAGCAACGGACGUCGGGUAGCCAUGUUAGCGAGCGACGGCUAGUGAGUUAGCUACAUUUUACGGUCUGUGCUAACCACGUCGGUCGUCAUGUUGGCCCCGUGCCCCGGUCCGGAGGCUUCAGUUUGCCGCGGCCUCGCUUCUCCCCCCGGGGCGGUAGUAACCAACGGUUAGCGGCUAACCUGUUCUGGUGGCUAAGUUAGCAUAAGCUAACCUAUGAUUGUAGGUUAGCGGCUCACUUCUGCUAGUAGCUAAGUUAGCAUAUGCUAACUUAUGCUAGUAGCAGAGUCCUUCCACGCCCGCGGGCCGCCGGAGCGAUGCCCGUCCGACGGAGCUGAAGUGUCGCUCGGCAUGCCGAAGAUGACGGGCCGCCUGGGCCGGGUUUCUGUCCCUCUGUCGGCAGGAGACGGAACAUGGAAGCCGAGGCAGAGCGGAACAAAGACCCGAGUGCACACGAACCGCUGGAUAGAAAGGUGCUCUGCAGGCGGAACGGGAGGAUCGGUACAGUGAGAAGCCUCCACAUCCCGCUGAGGCCCCACAGCGCUCUGCAGAUUCAGCCCGUGUCACAAUGUGCAGGCUCCUGUCCAAACCUGAUGAUGAGUAGGAGCGAGCGCGCCGAUGCCAGGCCCAUCCCCGUGGCCCUCACCCCCCAGCUCCCCCCCCGGGCCCACCGGCCCCUCUGCAUGUCGGUCUCCUCCGACAGCAGCGGGCGCUUCAGAGCUCUGGAGACGCAGGAGUGGAAGAACAACCUCAAAGCUCAGAUGGAGCAGGCCCACAGCGCAGGCGCCGCCAGCAGCACCGGCUCUCUGGAGCGAGCGUCUCUGUUCUGCGCCUCGGCCUCCACCACGGCGUCCAGCUCCAGCCUGCCCAGCCCGGUGGAGAUCCUCAACAAGACCAAGUCCUCCAGCCGCUUCUCGCUCUUCUCCCCGCCGUGGAACAGCAGCUCCGAGUCGGACUCCAACCCUCCGUCCCGCUCGGGCUCCAAGAAGCUGCGUAACUACAGCCGCAGGGCGGCCACGGGGCCGGCGGGCGCCAGGGGCCCGGACACGCCGGAGCCCAAACCCGCCGGCCACGAGCACUUCCAGUACUCCGAACCGGUCAUCUCCAGGGUGACGGACUACAUCUACGUCGGCAACCUGAACGCGGCGUACAACGGGCGCACGCUGUGCCGCAACAACAUCGACAGCAUCAUCGACAUGAGCAGCGUGCCGGGGGACCCGGGCCCCAGCCUCAGCCUCAUCCCGUGCACCUGCUCCCGCGGCGCCCGCCACAGCUGGUCCCGCCUCAAGGUGGACAUCGGGGACGUGCCGGACGCCCUGGGCGACGGCCCGGCCCUGAAGCAGCGCUGCUUCGAGGACAUCAACGGGUGCAUCGACGCCUCCACCGAGAAGAGGAAGCGCGUCCUGGUGCACUGCCGGGACGGCUUCUCUCUGGCGCCGACCUGCAUCAUCCAGUACCUGAUGGUGAAACAGAACAUGAGGCUGAUCGCCGCCUACGAGCUGCUGAGGGCCAAGUACCCCGUCAACAUCAGGGAGGGCCACCAGGACAUGCUGGUGAGCCUGGAGAGGGCGCUGCGGCCCGGAGGCAACACCGAGCCCGAGUGCUUCAAACAGGCCAUUUCACGCAAAGUGGCGUGGACCUGACCCCCCCCCCCCCCCCCCCCCCCCGUCGUGGUGUUAGAUAUUUUCCUAAAGACAACGACUGGUCACCUCGAUAUUAUGGUGGUUGUAAAAGUGUUUGAAAGUCCUCUUCACACCUUGUAAAUGUGACCUGGCUGUGACCCCCCCCCCCCCCCCCCCCCAUAGACUCACUGUAAUAUACACACAGCUCUCGGUAUAAAGGUGUCGUCGUGUUGCCUGUAGAGUUGAUGUCGUCCUGCUUCAGUGCUGCUGCUGCUGUGGUGUUUUAUAUCUCAGGAGGUUCUUGGGGCCGCUCACAUGCACCUGGUGGGCUGUUUGCCAUUGCCCCCCCCCCCCUUGUUGUCAUCUACAGCACCUUUUUGGGGCCGAAUAAUUAUGGAAGCGUCUGUGUUGCUGACAUGGAGCGCAUUCCUCUUGGAUCACUGAAUCCCUCAAAGACAGUUGGGACAUUAGGUAAAAAAGUUAGUACCUCAGCAGGGCGUCGUGCUCCUGGAGCCGCAACAUGAAGCAAGUACACGUGGAGAUGGGGGGCGGCGCUUGGAGUCUUAUUUUGCUGGUUAAAAAUGGAGGUCUGGAUGUUCUAGCCUCUGUGGGGGGGGUGAGAAGCAGCAGAACAUACACACCGACAGGAUUACAUCGCUGGUCAUUCAGAUUCCCCCCCCCCCCUGACGUUUUCCCGCCGCUUUGGGUCGGAGGCCGAGCUGUCCUCUGUGAGGACUGCGGUUGCCCCGGUGACCUCUGCUCUGUGAGGCUGAACUUCUGGAUCAUCACUGGGUCAGCGGGGGUUUACUGUUCGAGGGUCUCUGCUCCUCCCCGGGUUCCUCCGAAUGCAAACUGCUGCCUUCAUUUAGUCUGAGAGCAUCUGAGGGACCAGAGGUCAUGUCAGAGGUCAUGUCAGUGUUUACAUGCUUCAAACUACCAAAAUCCUCCAUUUAGCAUUGUGUAUAAAACGAUGCUUCCAUAAAAGAUUCAUUAUUACACUUUGACUCCCUGCUGCACCUGAAUUAGCUUGCUAGCUUACAGCUAGCAAGCUAAUUCAGGCAGAUGCUCCAUGUCACCUGGAGGGGGGGUACAAACUGUUUUGAUUGAACCCCCCCUUUAAAGGCUGAACUAUUUGUUUUAAUAGCACAGACGACUGCUGCUAACUUUGGAUUUAAAUCUUAACGUUAGUGAAGAAGCUGCAGUUAAAUCUUCAUUUUAGUAGUUUCACUUGAAUUGUGAUUUAAUUUGUGUCCCAUUUAAUGAACCUAAACCUCAUCUGAAGGAAAACCCAGUUUGUAUUUAGCUGCAUCAUAACGAUUUUAGGAAGUGUCAAUAAUCUUAAUGCAAAUACAGCGUUGAUCAUGCAACAUAGAGAUUUAAUUUGGGUAGAGGACCUGUUUGACCUUUGACCCCCAGUGCCACGGCCCGUGGAAGCUGGUGACAUUUUGCACACUUUGUACACUCCUCCAUGUGGUGAAAUGUAAAAUAUGUUUUUGCUGUUUUUCUUUUUGACAGUUGUGUAAAAUGGUCUUUGCUGUAACGGUGUUCGGCUGAGGAGCGUUUUCAUACGUGGCUUCGUCCUGAAAAGGUUCCCCAACUCGUUCUCUCAGGUGAUUUCUCAGUGGCCCAGAAUGUUCUCGAUGAAUAUCAUGUUCAGAAAUGUGAAGCGAUGUAUUUCUCAUGUCAUGUUUCUAAAAGUCUGAUAUAAUUUGUACUGUUAAAAUAUUAAAGAGUAUGUAUUUAACGGUUGUUUUGGUGCUCUCUCUGUAAAUAAAGACCGGUCAACCUCUGGUGACCUUUGACCCCUCUGCAGAGC
This is a messenger RNA of Pungitius pungitius (ninespine stickleback), 3891 nucleotides long. RefSeq lists its product as uncharacterized. Gene Ontology annotation, biological process: negative regulation of MAPK cascade; protein dephosphorylation. Bases 867 to 2096 code for a protein of 409 amino acids. Lineage: Eukaryota; Metazoa; Chordata; Actinopteri; Perciformes; Gasterosteidae. The record is from RefSeq and is a predicted model, not a curated record. The transcript has 4 exons. Gene Ontology annotation, molecular function: MAP kinase tyrosine/serine/threonine phosphatase activity; MAP kinase tyrosine phosphatase activity; protein tyrosine/threonine phosphatase activity. Gene Ontology annotation, cellular component: cytoplasm; cytosol.